UUUUUUUGACAAUAAGUAUGGAGUUAAUAGUGUGAUUGUGAAAUGAAAUAACAGAAUGAUGAGAGUUUUUUACUCCCUCCCUGUUUUAUUGCACGUAAAAUAAAAAAUUGUACUAAAAUAGUUAAAAGUGUUAAGAUUUAUAUUUUUUUAUAUGUUAAAUUUUACUCUCUCUGUCCCAUUAAAUCUAAGAUUCUUUUGUCCGACGGUAAGUGAGACUUUUUCCUUUUUUUUCUAAUAAAAAUUUUACCCUUAAAAAAAAAAAUCUGACGUACAGUCGGAUCGGAGGAAGUAUCUUGUGAAGAUAUCAUGAUUGUAAUACAGCGCACACCCAUUUCCACCUCCAUCUGCGGCUGUGCCGCCGCUGAAAUCGGAAAACUUGUUUGGACUUAGUAUCAAGAAAUUUCAACUCAAUAAUGUCUGGAGUGCCCAAAUUAGUUGAUUUAUGCACGGCCGCCAUUGCCGAUGAACUUCUCCAAGGGGACGAUAACGACGAUAUCUUUUUGGUUAUUUAUGAACUGCCGCCGGAAUUGUUUGAUGGAUUGUUGCCGCAGCUGCCUCCAUUAGCACUGCACAAGUUGCAAGAUAAAUUGCCAAUCAACUUCAUGGAGAGCAAAGAGCAUGCUUACGAUGAUAAUAGAGACUGUCGAAAACGUAGAAGAUGCGACAUUUUAGAUUCAGCGUGGCGUGCACUAUACAAAGCUCGAUGGCCUAAUCUCAGUCAGCAGAAGCAGGCUGUGGCUUGGUUUGAUAGAAAUAAAGAAAAGUAUGAGUCAGUAAAUGAUUGGCAGCAAAAGUACUGGGAGGCACAUUUGCAAGAUUGUGUUGAUGCCAUAGCAGAAACAGCUUUGCUGCCAUCUUAUGAUGGUUCUAUUGGGGAAUUACAAAUUCCAGGUGGUAUACUGGAGCAGAUUGGUGGCAAGGAUUACUUGAUUAAGUUGUCACUUGACUCCCUCAAAUUCUCUCGUCACUGCCAGCAGUUUGGAGUUUAUGUCAGACGGCUAAGGCUUCCAAACGCAUUAUGUGCAGCAGAAACUUGUGAAUUGUUACAAAACAGUAAGUUGGGAAGUCUGGAGCUUCAGUGGAUUAAAUCCAAUGACCAUGUUGAGGGAUUAUGUAAACUUCUGAACCAGAGUACUGAGACUCUGAAAUCAAUUGAAUUUAUCCAUUGCAAGCUUUCUCCAGAUUUUGUCAAUGCCAUAUGUGAUUCACUGCACAUGACGGGUCUUCAAGUGCAUGGAGUUGAGCAUUUCUCAAUCAAGAGAUCAAGCUUUCUUCAGGCUGAUUCAUCUCCCGUUCCAGUCGGACUGACAUCAUUCUUAACAUCUGGGAGGUCCCUGCAAUCAUUAACUUUAUGUGAUGGCCAUCUGGGGCGAAAUUUUGCUAGGGGGAUUUUUAAUUCCCUCCUUGAUGCUUCAUCUAGUAUUUCCAUGCUAGACCUCUCAGAAAAUAGUAUCUCAGGAUUCCUUUCUCAGUUUCGGUGGAGAUCAUCAAGUUGCCCUUCUAAAAUGUACAAAUCAUUGCAGUCAAUACGAGUGCUCAACUUAAGGUCAUGUAACUUAGAACAGGAUGAUGCAGGGUCUCUCAGACACGCCCUGAAUUGCAUGCCUAAUCUGGAGAGUCUUGAUUUGAGUGACAAUCCAAUCGAGGAUGGAGUCGGGAGCCUGAUUGCCUAUUUUACUGAGAUCUCUGGCAGAGAUGUACCCUUUACUGAUCUGAAGCUUGAAAAUUGUGAGGUUUCAUGCAACCAAAUGGUUCAACUUCUUGGAGUUCUUUCAACUUUGAAUAAACCUCUUCAUAAGCUUUCGAUUAAAGGCAAUAUGCUUGGCAGUAAAAUUGGGGGACCUUUGGGAAAAUUUUUGUGCACAGGUAUUUUAUCCCUUGAUGCUGAAGACAUCGGACUUGGUCCUUCCGGUUUUCUACAAGCGGUAAAGGAAAUAUCAGAAGAACUGAAGAUUGCUUACAUAAAUAUAAGCAAUAACCAAGGUGCGCUUGGAGCUGCAAAGUUCAUAUCGAGCCUCGUUAAACACGCUGACAAAAUUGUUGCAAUUGAUGCAAGAUAUAACUUAAUGCCUAUGGAAUCUUUAUCAGUAAUAUCCUCUGGCUUGAAAGACUCAAAAGGGAGACUGGAGCAUCUGGACUUGGCUGGAAACACUUUCUGUCAUCAACUUACUGAUGCAGAUUCUGUUUUAGCUGAACUCCGAAUCCAUGGACAAUUUGCCCUUAAUGUUCUAUUAUCAGCUGUGCCACAUGUACCGUACGACAAUGAUCCUUAGCUGCAUCACGGGUACACUUCUCGACUCUCAAGACUUCUUCUGUUUCAGUAAAAGCGGUUCUGGACCAACUGGCUAUACUAUCAAGCAAAUAGGGCACCCGUACACGUUAAAGAGUCGUGCUGAUUACAUUUUUGUGUUUAGAUUAAGAUUAUGUAUUCUUGUCAGCAGUACUAAUCAUCAGUUUAAUUUUAUUGUGAUUGUGAUAGAGCUCUCAUGCUACAAGUAAGAAAAAAUAUGUUCAAUGUUGGUUAUUUCA
This is a messenger RNA of Salvia miltiorrhiza (redroot sage), 2529 nucleotides long. RefSeq lists its product as uncharacterized. Bases 414 to 2273 code for a protein of 619 amino acids. The record is from RefSeq and is a predicted model, not a curated record. Lineage: Eukaryota; Viridiplantae; Streptophyta; Magnoliopsida; Lamiales; Lamiaceae. Gene Ontology annotation, molecular function: protein binding. The transcript has 16 exons.